CUGGCCGGCAACACAUGGCUGCUUCCCUUUAUUCUUCCAGAAUCCACCGUAUUGUUGUCUCGACGCCACCGGCCACAGAAACAAGCUCGCGCUAUGCUAGCCCGUGGCCCCUGCCAGAUUUUUAUUCUGCUGCCUGGAGCUAACCGCAUCAGAGCGCCCUGGGCUGGCGCCAAGCGCCUUCCCAUUCGACGCCUCGUGCGCGCCUUACCCCUUCCUGGACGUGUGGCGGCGUCGAAAUCCUCCGCAAGUACCUGUGGAUGCGGUCAUUGGCGGCAUCGAGGUACUUGGCGCAGCGAUCUGGGGCUAACGGCACAUGGCCAACUGCCGCCGGGUGCUGCUGCAAUUCUGGCGAUGGCCUCGUUAACGCCCUGCCAUGCGACGCUGUCGCUCCCCGGCCCAAGUGACUCGCCGCCUUGUACUUGCUUGUCCUCCACUUCAAUGAUCAGGUGCAGGGAGGCCACAGCCGACGCCCCCAUGCCUCGCUCCACAGCCUGCAAGCAGCAUCCAUCCCCAACUUCAUCCGCCAAAGAUCCCCCAUGGGAUGGCCUGUCUCCUGGCCUCAAAGCUGGGGCCCCUCAAAUUUUUUUUGCAUGCCCCUCUCGCGUGUUGGACCGCUAGUCCCGGUUUCUUGUUCGCCAUGGGGAGAUUUGGGGAUGUCGAUUGCUGAUCCGGGUGCCUCCUGUACGACGUGAUGGUGUAUAUAUAAGAGGGCCGUCCACCCUCAAUGAAACCUCCGAGUAUGCAGGGCACAGCUGGGCUUCUCUGAUUCAUAUC
This is a messenger RNA of Trichoderma asperellum CBS 433.97, 774 nucleotides long. The record is from RefSeq and is a predicted model, not a curated record. Lineage: Eukaryota; Fungi; Ascomycota; Sordariomycetes; Hypocreales; Hypocreaceae.